This is a messenger RNA of Spirometra erinaceieuropaei, 333 nucleotides long. NCBI's taxonomy places the organism in Eukaryota, Metazoa, Platyhelminthes, Cestoda, Diphyllobothriidea, Diphyllobothriidae. The record is from the annotation of a GenBank genome assembly.
AUGACCAGUCAUGACGAGGCAAGGAACAAAUCUUACGAUGACCUGCACGUCUUCUUGGCGUCUGUGCCGAAGGCGGAUAAGUUGAUUGUCCUUGGUGGCUUCAAUUUCCGCGUCGGCACAGACCAUGCUGCCUGGCGAGGAGUGCUGGGUCCGCAUGGUCUCGAUGGCUCCAAUGACAAUGCCCUGCUUCUCCUAAGAACCUGCAGAGAUCACCGACUCAUCCUGACCAACACCUUCUUCUGUCUCUGGGUGGGAGACGAGGCCACCUGGAUGCAUCCUCGGUCGCGACACUGGCCCCUGCAGGACAAUGUCCUCGUCCAGAGGCGUGACUGA